Sipha flava (yellow sugarcane aphid) is the source of this 504-nucleotide messenger RNA. Its product is annotated as eclosion hormone-like. Lineage: Eukaryota; Metazoa; Arthropoda; Insecta; Hemiptera; Aphididae. The transcript is spliced from 2 exons. The record is from RefSeq and is a predicted model, not a curated record. Gene Ontology annotation, biological process: ecdysis, chitin-based cuticle; neuropeptide signaling pathway. Gene Ontology annotation, molecular function: ecdysis-triggering hormone activity. The coding region runs from base 132 to 371 and encodes 79 amino acids.
AUGCGACGGAUACAAUCGGUAUAAAACCAACCGUUCCGUUGCCGUUUUCAUCAGUGCACCUCACUCGAACGUUCCAGCAUCUACUAGAGAGUUCUGCUUCUGCGCGAAAGAGGACAAUAUUUCUCGAAACGAUGAACGACUCGAAAAAAACCGUGGUUUUUGCGCUUGUACUGAUGGUGAUUGGAUCGGCUGUAGCGGACAUGGCGGACGUGGGCAUGUGCAUCAGAAACUGCGCGCAGUGCAAGAAGAUGUUGGGUUCAUACUUUGAGGGACCCUUAUGCGCAGACGCUUGCGUCAAGUUCAAAGGCAAAAUGAUUCCGGACUGUGAAAACAUUGAUUCUGUGGCACCGUUCCUAAACAAGCUCGAGUAAUCUUCAAGAAUGCAUCUAAUAUAGUAAGAGUGAUUACAGCAGUUAUAUGUUAUGUUCUCGAUUAUAAACAAACACAGAUUAUGAUUAUAUUAUAAUUGUAAAAAUACUUAAAAUAAAUCAAGGAAUCAAGGAA